AUGGCCGAGGGAUUUGUGGAAGAAGAACUAGGAAAACCAUUGGAAGAUGUUUCAGAAACAUAUCUGAAUAUUCUCAUUGGAAGGAAAUUGAUACAAGUAAGUGAAUGGGAGAUUGAUCGCCGCCAACGUCGCGUUAGAAGUUUCACAGUUUCCAGCCUUUUCCAUGAGUUUCUUGUUUCAAUUUCUAAGAAAAGGCGUUAUCUAACACUUCCACAACCCAACCACUCUGCUUCUUCCAGUGAACAUGUCCGGCACAUUUCAGUUCAAAAUGUUACUACAACUGAUUUAAAACGUGUAACAGAGUUGAGUAAAGUUCGAACCUUUUUCAUGCUUGGUCAGCAGCAGCAGCAGGAGGGUACAAGUAUUUCUGGUUCAUCUUCUAGUUCUCACCGUUUUAUCGGGAAAGCUGUAUUUAGAAGAACGGCUGGUGACUCAUUGGAAAAUGUAUCUGAGAAUUUCAAAUUGUUAAAGGUUCUAGAUAUGCAAUAUACACCUCUCAAGGACUUCCCUAAAGAUAUUGAGAGACUUGUUCUCUUAAGGUGUUUAAACCUCAGUCAUACACAAGUUCAGGAAGUUCCAAGGUCAAUAAAGAAGCUUGUAUUUUUGGAAACACUGAAUCUAAAGCGUACCCGUGUUACCAAUUUGCCAAAGGGGAUUUACAAACUCCGCAGAUUGCAUCAUCUUCUAGUCUCUUACUAUGAUGUGGAGGAACAAGGAGUGGAGCUUUCUAAACGCAUAACAAUUUUAUCUUCUUUACAAGAGUUGUCACUUGUAAGGGUAAACAGUGAAACAAAAACUAUGAAAAACAUUGGAAAUUUGAAGGAGCUGAGGAAGUUGAGGCUGGUAGGUUGUCUCAGAAGAGAACUUGGUUCGGAGUUGUGUGAAUCCAUUCAGAAAAUGAAGAGUCUCUCGACGUUGGAUGUCAGAGUAAAAACAGAGAACGAGUCUGUUUAUUUGGAUUAUGAUAUGGAAGAACCUCCACAGAUCCAACGCCUAUACUUAAAAGGACGCCUAGAUUGGCUACCAAGGUGCAUUUCCCAGCUUCAAAGUCUAGUGAAGGUUGGUCUGAAUGGGUCAAAAUUGAAUGCCAAUGUGAAGCCGGUUGAGGCAUUUGAAGAUUUGCCAAGUCUAAUGGAGCUGGAAAUGGUUAAGUAUUACACCGGAAAAGAAUUGGUGUUCAGAUCUGGUAAGUUUAAGAGCCUAAAGAUAUUGCAUAUUGAAGAAUUUGAUGAACUAAGUGAGGUGGUAGUGGAGAAUUAUGCAAUUCCAAAGCUUGAAAAGCUAACCAUUUGUAAAUGUAAGAAGUUGAAGUCAGUUCCUCUUGGCAUCUUCGAUCGAAAACAACCAGUGGAAUUUCUUGUAUAUGAUAUGAAUGAGGAGUUUAUUUCAAAUCUGCAAAGAGGGAAUAAAGCCAAGUCUUACCAGCAAGACUUGGAACCGGGGAUUGGAAGCAGCCAAUACUAUUACUGA
This is a messenger RNA of Ziziphus jujuba (common jujube), 1470 nucleotides long. Its product is annotated as disease resistance protein RPM1. Bases 1 to 1470 code for a protein of 489 amino acids. The transcript has a single exon. Lineage: Eukaryota; Viridiplantae; Streptophyta; Magnoliopsida; Rosales; Rhamnaceae. The record is from RefSeq and is a predicted model, not a curated record.